AUGAAAUCAAAAACUCCUUCUUUCGACUUUUCCAUUCUCACUUCUCCAUCUGCAGACUAUCAUCAUCAUGAUGAUACACAUGCUCCAAAAAAAAAGAUUUUUGGUAAUUGCAUUGAUAUCAUUUCCGUGAGAAGGAAUCACACUCCGAAAGAUCAAACUAGUCUUCAUCAUUCAGAUUCAUCCAUAAAUGGAAGUCAAUCGAUUCGAUGUACACCAUUCUUUGUUCGAUUUCCCAAAAAACCAAAAACUAAUCAAAUGGUUGAAGUAUUUGUCAAAUCGUUUCAUCCACAACAUGACAUGACGGCAGAAAUGUAUUGGAAAUCGAUUCAGGAAAAUUCUUCGUUGCAGAAUGAAGAAGUUUUGAUUGCAACGAUGGCACUUGAAGCUGGAUUUCAAAUUCCCUUUUUUGAUCGAUCCUUGUUUUCACAAAAGAAGGUUGCGGAUUUGUUGAUGGGAAUGGAUGAAGAUGUGGAGAGUGCAGAUCAAAGUGUGACGUCUUUGACAGGUGCUAAGGUGACAUCUGGCAUGACCUCAAAAGAGACUUGUUUGAAAGAUUCCAUUACGAGACAACAAGAAUCGAUUGCUUUAUUGGAAAAUGAAAUUGCAGAACAUGUUGAAGAAUAUGAAUUGGAUGAUCAUAAAGAUCAUGUGGAUGCGUCCAAAGUAGAUGUGUCAGCUGUCAUUGAAAAUAUUAAGGAAGAAUAUGGAUUGAAUCAAUCGAGUCAUUCAUUAGGAGGUUCAUCCAAUGCUUCAUCAGCAGAAAAAGCCACUUCCUUUCAUUGUCAUGUCAAUUCUGAAGAAUUUGAAUUGUUCAAUUAUGCUUCUGAAAGUGAAAUGGAAGAAUUUUACAAAAAAUACAAUUCUCUCAAAACUCCAAAAGAGAAAAUGAAAUUCUUAAAAGAAUCCACAAAGAAACGACGUGAUGACAAACUCGACAUUGAAGAAAAGAUGAGAAAACGAGAAAUGUUAAAACAAUUGGCAGGUGACAUUGCCUUAUCGAUGGGAAUUUCCAAAUCUCGCUCCAAAUCUUCGAAUAGUCUUUCAUCCAUCUCUACUCCAACUUCACCAACCACUCCAGGAACUCCAAUUUCUUCAGAAUCUGAUUCCGAUCAAGAAAAGGAAGGAAAAACGAGUCGAAUUCGAAAAAAGUUUUCACACUUGAAACAAAAAUUCAAACGAACUCCAUCCAUGGCAUCUUCUUCUCAACCAUCCUCUCAGAAUCAACAGAAACAACAACAACAAGCUACAUUGAACACAAAUUCAGAAUCCUUUAUGACCAAUUCUGAAAAUGAAAAAUCUCCAAAUACUCCUUCACGUCGAGAAAAAUGGAAAGCUAAAAUUUUACAAAGUAUUCAUGAUGAAUUGUUGUAUCCUCAUGAUUGGUUUAUUCCUUCUUCGUCACAUCUUAAAACAAUUGAGAAGGAAUUGAAAAAAUUUUAUGAUCGAGGAGAGACAAAAUUGACAUUAAUAUUCAAGACCAAAGCUGUAGAACAGAAUAAUACUUCACAAGUGUCAUUGUUUGGAAAUAAUAUUGCAAAGGUUGCUGGAGCCUCCAAGACCAACAAACCUGCUAAACAACAAAUUGCAAUUGGAAGACUCUAUCUAUGGAAUGAAAAUGAUAAAAUUGUAGUUUCUGACAUUGACGGAACCAUCACAAAAAGUGAUGUUGGUGGACAAGUGGCAUCUCGUGUUGGAAAGGAUUAUGUUCACAAAGAUAUUUGUCAAACCUAUGCUGAAAUCUCAAAAAGAGGUUACAAAAUGUUAUAUUUAACAGCACGACCCAUAACCAUGAGUUCCACCACUCGACAUUUUAUUGAACGAUUACGACAAGCAACGAAUAAUGGAAAGAUUGUGAAUUUACCUGAAGGUCCAGUGUUUACUGCGUAUAAUAGUGGAACCAAUGCAUUGUUGAGAGAAGUAAUUUUGAAGCGUCCUGAUACUUUUAAAGUGUACAUGUUGGAUAUUAUUUUGAAAACAUUUGUACCUGAAUUGAAUGAAUUGAAUGCUGAACAACGACAAGAAGUACUCAAAACCAAAACACCAUUCUUCUCAGGAUUUGGUAAUCGUAUUACAGAUGACAUUUCAAUGGCUCAAUUGGGAAUUGCAUUGGAAAGAAUUUUUAGAAUUAAUCCAGCUGGAAAGAUUAUUAUUGAAAAAACCAAUCAGUGUUUCCAAUUUCACACAGAAUUACUUCCAUCACUCGAUUCAUGGUUUCAACAAAUCGCCCAUAGUUUGAGCAACAAGAAUUAA
Molecule: messenger RNA, 2250 nt
Organism: Naegleria lovaniensis
Lineage: Eukaryota; Heterolobosea; Eutetramitea; Acrasida; Naegleriidae
Exons: 4
Coding region: 1-2250 (749 amino acids)
Molecular function (GO): phosphatidate phosphatase activity
Source: RefSeq, a predicted model, not a curated record